AGUAGAUGUCAGUGUAUCAACAUAUACGUAUAUAACAAUACUAGUGGAUCCACUGGAGCGUGACGAUCGAUAGGCUACGUCACUGACCGUCGGGUUGCAGUGACAGGCUUAAGAGGGGAGUCGACAUCAGUCGUUACACCCUGCGAGCUGAAAACAUCGAGAUGGAACUCUUUGGUGUGGAGAUACGAAUAGUUUUUCGGAUUCUACUCUUCUCAUUUCUUGUACAAGUGUCCGUAUCGUCCAAUGUUGGGAAGACCAAUCCAUACAGAAGAUUCAAACGAAAUGCCAAUUGCGAUGCAAAAUUCCACCACAUCAGCAGCCAUACGGCCUGUAUCAGCGCUUCCGGCUCGGCGACAUCCACUGGUGUUUCUGCAAGUGAUCAGACCUCGAUAUUGAAUAGUCACAAUACAUUCCGCAGCAAUGUGUCACCCACGGCGACCAACAUGAGAACAAUGUCCUGGGAUGUUGAAGUAGCGAUGAUAGCUCAGAAGUGGGCGGAGAGCUGUCAGUUAAGUCACGACGAUGGUUACAGCCGUUAUAUUCCAGGGCGGUUUUCCGUGGGCCAGAACCUUGCCAUGGGCCAUGCAUCUUGGACCGUAGCAAUCACUGCAUGGCAUGACGAGGUGUCGGCCUUCACCUUGGGCGGAACCAACGUCUUCUCAGACGUCGGUCAUUAUACACAGAUGGUCUGGGCCGAGACGUCUAAACUGGGCUGUGGGUUUGCCGUCUGUAGUGGCACGAAUUUCUAUGUCUGUAACUACUCGCCGACUGGGAAUUUGGAUUACAAUAAUCCAUACAUAUCCGGAUCUUCGUGUUCAGCAUGUCCCUCUUCAUGUUCCAACAAUCAAUGCGAUUGUUCUGGCAAGGUGUGUCUCAAUGGCGCGUCCAUGGACAUUGACACGUGCCAAUGCACAUGCAACAAAGCCUACCUGGUUGGAAGCGAAUGUGCACUGAACUGUACCGGGUUGACAUCGGAUCCCUUUGGAUGUGGAAGUGGAGCAUUCAUAGCAUCUAACUGUCCAGUGUAUUCCAAUCUGCCUACGGACUGCCCGCUGAUGUGUCAAACUUGUCCACAUGGUGACGGUACUGGUGGAUCGGGUACCCAAACAUCGACAUCUAGCACGAGUACGCAACCCAUCUCGACAUCUAGCACAAGUACCCAACCCACCUCGACAUCUAGCACAAAUAACCAACCCAUCUCGACAUCUAGCACUGCGACUACCCAAUCCUCUUCUGGCACUUCCCAGUCGAAUGGAGACUCGACAACCGAUUCGAACACCGCCUCGCGCAGCCUCUGUGACGUCGUAGUCUGGCUUGGAGCCUGUAUGCUGUACUUUCUGGUAUAAGGAUACUUUCCUUUUUCGAUCCGAGGAAAAAAAGCAAAAAGAAGAUCAAGCUGGAGCUAUAUUUAUCAUUCAUUUGUACAAGAACUCGUUUCACCCAUAGGUCCUGACCUUUGUAAACUGACUAUCGAUACUGGCAUCUGACAUCGGAUUUUUCAACGUUUCACCCGUAUUUUUUCAAUUUGUGAAAGAGUUGUACUAAAAUAACAAGUGACAUAUGGAAAUAAUAUAUACUAAUUCAAUCUAAAAUCAGCAUGUACAACUUACCUCAAGUCCAUUUUUAUACAUUUCUGUAAACUUUACAACCAAUCAGAUACGUCAAAUGGUUUCACCUCAUUCCCUUUGAAGAUACCAUUUAUACAGUUGCAGACUAAUUUUUGUUCUCACUUUUAUCUCUUAAAUUGCUGGUUAGAUUUUUUUCUGUGAAUAUUUUCUAUCUGUUAAUUAGGGCGACUAUUCAUUUCUGAUUGUGUGGGCUCUGUUAGCACUUAUGAAAGAAUUAAUUGAGGUUUUGUCUGUUGUCCAAUAACAUUUUUUUAUUGUCUAUGAAUUGCUAUAAAAUAGAUUUACAAUCAUUUUCUACCGCUAUACACAAUCAGUCAACGCCAUACUUAUAUAACGAUUUGCGUUUUUAUGACAGGACUUUCAUAUUUUUUUUAUUGAAUACAAUUAAGAAAAAUAACAGUAUAUCAACCAAAACCAAUUCAAUACAAAUAUUUUGUUAGUAUUUCUUUCCUGAACCCCCCCCCUAUAUUCAAGAUAUAGUGAAUGAACAAUCAUGCAUUUGUUAUUUUGUACUUUUCCUCUUUAUACAGUAUACCUAUAACUGGCUUAUAACCUGACGGCCUUACAUAUAUCAGUAUACGUAUUGUUGUUAUUCUUUUCAACGUUGAAUUUUUUUGACGACGAAAAGAACAUGUAACCACAUACUUUUGUACAGUCUGUUUAAGAUUUAUAAACAUAUCUCAUGUGAAACAUGUUGUAAAAUAAAAAAAAUAAAAAAUAAAUGAUUUUGUUUCAUAUUCUUGAUUAGUUUAGGUACCUAUGAACACGUUUUGAACAUUCCGUUUUAUCUUUCUGGAGAAGAAGAUAUAUCUGUGUUGUAACAAGCAUAUAUACAAUAUCACGCUGUUAUCAUGUUAUAUUUUAUUUUAUGACACAUGCAAUAUAUUCUGUUAAUGUAUAGGUACUUUUUAUGAAAAUAGUACUUACUGUUAGUAACAAUGCACCUCUAUAAUAAUAUAUAACAAUAUGCAGAAUAAUUAUCAGACUUUAUUCUGGUCUAUACUUGUAUUUGAGUGAAAUAGUUUUUUAACGAUCAGUAAUAUAGCCUGUUGAUAUUGAUAUCUCAAUACCAUUUAUAAGUUUCACAAGCUCAAAUCUAAAUCAAAAUAUAUUUAGUGUCAACAGUGUGCCAAGCUGUACCAAUUAGAUCAAUAGAUUGACGUCUCUCAUGACCCCGCCAUUCACAUUCACCUUUCGAAUGCCUUUUCCUGUUAACGUUUAUAUACUAUCCAAUUCAUUAAAACGCAUCUGCGAUCCUCUUUUUUUAUACAAUAUGUUUGAACUACAAACAUAACCAGUACUAGAAGUCAUUGUUUCCGCUUUGUUUCGGUCAACUUCGUUCUGUGUUACCGUAAGCAAUUGUCACGUGACUGUUAAUUGUCAUGACUGAUAAUUGUCACAUGACUGUUGAUUGAAGAACUUGUUUUUAUAUAGGUAUAUUUUCACUUUCAAUAUGUAUAUCGUUUUUUUCUCAACAAUUUUAGCAAAAUAUGUGAAAUCUUUUAUAAAGUCAUUUAUUGUGUAUAUCUACUAGCUUGUAAUUUACUAUCUAUUAAUUGUAUGUGUUUUAUUUUAAUUGUAUAUGCAUUCUAUAUUAAUUGGAUAUGUAUAGUGUUUGUUUUACUAUACAUGUCCUUUAUACUAGUAUUGUAAAGUGCUUUGGAGCUGCUAGAUAUGGCGCUUUACAAACGACUAUUAUUAUUAUGUAUUAUCAUUGAAAGGUCUGGUUAAUGUACAUGCCAAUACAAGUAAAGAUUUCAAUAAUUUGUUCCACAUUAAGUCUGUGCGUGUGUCUAAAUGAUAAGUAGUAGAUGUAGUUAAACAUAUAUUGGUGUUUCGUUAACGUCUACUAGACGUCAUUUUCUAUGAAAUCCUAUCAGUGUAAUCAACAACACGUACCAUUGUUACAGUUGUACUGUAUCGUAAUUACUAGAAAACUAACUCGUGACAACGGAAAAUUAGUAGUUUUUUUCUGGCGAGAACUAGCUUUUCUUUCAUGUUUACGGUAUUAUUGGAAAAAAUAAAAUUGCACAUUUUAUCAUAGUUAACGUUCACGUUUUAUCUUCCACUUAUGCAAAUUCGUAAGCUUGAACUUUGUGUAGAGAAUAUUACUGCAAUAAAAUAAAAGCUCUUGAAAUAAAAAAAAAUUCUGUGAUACAAAUUUAGCACAAUGAUACUCGCUACAACUUUAUUUUCCAAAUUAUUAUCAUGUCAACCCAACUUAUAUUAAAAUGAAAGGAAUCUUCUAAAUAUUUAACACGGUACUUUUAACAAAGUUAGUAGAUUUAUACAAAAACUAAUGAAGCUACUUAAUAUCAAAAAAAGUUAGUACAAGAAUUGUUGGAAUAGGUUGUAAUUAUAGAUAUUGCAUUAUAUAUGUCAUAGUAUGUGUGUAAUAUGUCCAUCAAUGCAUUCUAUGUAAUAUUUGAGCUCGUGUUACGCACGUUUACGUGUGGCGUGAGUGUAAAAUAAAUCUUUAAUAUUGAAAACCUAUAAAACACAUUAAUUUCCAGAGACUAAGUGACAAUUCUAGAUUUUGGAUCUGGAAUGAAGUUAGUUAAUCUAAUCAAAAUUAAGUUCGGUAUUUUCUUCCUUAAGCCAUCCAGGUAAUAUAUAUAUAAAGCACACAAAGACAUUCGUUAACCAGGCUACAUAUUAUAUUCAUAUAUAUAUAUAUAUAAACAGAUAAUAAAUGGAGAAUAAUUCUUUAGUCUAUGCUUGAUUUACUUACGAUUAAUCAUUCGUUGUGUAUUUUAUGAUAAUGUUUAGAAUCUCACUACUAUUUUGGCCAUGUAAUGCUUUAUUAUAUAAAUGGUAAUUUGCAGUAUAGGAAGAUUGAUAGAUUGGUAAAAAAGCGAUUCCAAGCGCUGUCCAUACAUCAUAACCAAUAUAAGUGAAUGUGUAUAAAAGCAUCAAUAACUUGGUCGGAGCGUACCAUUCUGAGCGAUUUGUUUGAUAUCUCGGACAAGGAUACAUUGAUGCCUAUAUACAUUGUACCAUGCUCUUGUAAAGGGGAUCUAAAAAAUAUGCAGCAUUCCUUUUUUCAUAUUUAUGUUCUAAUCUUAUUAAAACAUAUUAUAUUUUUAAUGAACUAAAAAGUUGACUUUACAGCAGUUUUUAAGAAUUCAAAAAUUAAGUUUCAUGAUUUCAACCAAAACAUAAUUUCAUUUUACUUUAUUGAAUCGUAAGACGAAUUUCGUUUUGUGUUAUCCUUGUGUAAUAUUAAUUAUUAUUUUAAAUGAUUACAUGAUUGACGUAUUAAAUUUGUUCACAAAAACCUUUCGGAACAUCACCUGGAUUCAAUCGUAGUGAUGAUAUAAUAGUUAAAUUGGCUGACGAUCAAGUGUAUCUGUAUGUGUAGCUAUAACGAUUAUCAAAUGUAUUUGGAUGGCAGUAAAUAAAAUCGCAAUUUACCAUUGCA
Molecule: messenger RNA, 5049 nt
Organism: Mizuhopecten yessoensis (Yesso scallop)
Lineage: Eukaryota; Metazoa; Mollusca; Bivalvia; Pectinida; Pectinidae
Product: cysteine-rich venom protein ophanin-like
Exons: 12
Coding region: 162-1346 (394 amino acids)
Cellular component (GO): extracellular region
Source: RefSeq, a predicted model, not a curated record